Onthophagus taurus is the source of this 4872-nucleotide messenger RNA. It is a transcript of the gene Meltrin, whose product is annotated as disintegrin and metalloproteinase domain-containing protein meltrin. Gene Ontology annotation, molecular function: metalloendopeptidase activity. Gene Ontology annotation, biological process: membrane protein ectodomain proteolysis. Lineage: Eukaryota; Metazoa; Arthropoda; Insecta; Coleoptera; Scarabaeidae. The record is from RefSeq and is a predicted model, not a curated record.
GCUCCUAUGUUUAGUUUGUUGCGCGAAAAUGGCGGAUGUUGUUGUACGUGUGUGUUAUAUGUUGUGUCUGUUAUUGAGUACAGGUUACUUGGACAUUACGAUAGCACAUACGGAAGGUAAAUUUAAACAACAUUUGGAUAUAAGUACUGAACAACAUCCUGCUCCAGACUUCACCCGGCACACACUUAUCAAGCCCAGAAUAUACCAUGGGAGAGAAAAAAGACAAAUUUCUUCAACGAAGGAAGAGUCUGGUUAUCAUAUUCAAAACCUACAAAUACAAUAUGAUCUCAGAGGCAAAGACUACACAUUAGACUUACAACUAAACAGGGACCUAAUACCUAAGAACUUCUUUCACAGGGUACAAGAGAACGGCAAGUCCGUACUUAAAAAUCUAUCUGAAAAGGAUGUGGAGCUGUGUCACUACAACGGCAAGAUAAGGGGUGUCCCAGAUUCCUUCGCUGCACUAUCGACGUGCGACGGUCGUCUAACCGGUGUCGUUUACGAUGGCGAGGAUAUGCAUUACGUCGAAGGAAACGGAAAUAGCAUCGAGGAUUAUCACUAUUUGUACAGUCAUUCUGAUAUUGAUGAUCAAACGAAUAAAACUUGUGGAUAUAAAGGUGAUGCCCAUCAAGAAAAAAUCCAUGAUGAACAUAAUAGAAUUCUCAGGUAUAAACGCGAAACUAAAACGCCAAUCCGUGGACCGUAUAAUGCUAACAAACAAUCGAGAUACAUUGAAUUAAUAUUGGUCGUAGAUAAUACGUUGUAUAAGGAUCUGGGGGAAAAUAGCGGUAAAGUAGAAAAAUACUGCAAGGAUAUCACCAACAUAAUCAAUUCGUUGUACGCCCCAUUAAACAUAUUCAUAGCUCUUGUUGGUGUAGUCACCUGGAACGAUGGUGACGAAAUCGAUAUCGCAUCCGAUGGGGAUGUUACUUUAGCACAUUUUUUGCAUUAUAGAAGAGAAAUUUUAAUGAAAUCACAUCCGAAUGAUAAUGCACAAUUAAUAACGAAAAAAACCUUCAAUAACGGCGUAGUUGGAAAAGCUUUAAAAGGUCCUAUUUGUACAUACGAAUAUUCUGGAGCUGUCAACAGUAAGCAUUCGCAACUUAUCGGAUUGGUUGCUGCUACAAUUGCCCAUGAAAUGGGACACAAUUUUGGCAUGGAACAUGACACCAAUGAAUGUAGAUGUCCUGAAGAGAGAUGUAUAAUGGCGCCGAGUAGUUCAACGAUUCCUCCAAAACAUUGGUCGAGUUGUAGUUUAGAUUAUUUAGCAUUAUCUUUCGAACACGGUAUGGAUUAUUGUUUGCGAAAUAAACCGGAAUCUCUCUUUGGAAGUCCCGUUUGUGGAAAUGGUUUCGUUGAAUCCGGGGAACAAUGCGACUGUGGUCUUCCAGACCACUGUAACAAUUCUUGUUGUAACGCGACCACUUGUAUGUUGAAUGCUAACGCUAGUUGCGCUACAGGAGAAUGUUGUGACCUCAAUACAUGCAAACCCAAAAAAGCAGGAACGUUGUGUCGAUCUAACGACAUCGAAUGUGAUUUACCCGAAUAUUGUACAGGCCAAUCAGAAUAUUGCCCAGAUGAUAAUUACAAAAUGGAUACGGAACCUUGUAAUAACGGAAAAGCUUAUUGUUAUCGAGGAUUUUGUCGCACCAGAUCUGAUCAAUGCAAAUUACUCUGGGGAAUUACCGGUAAAUCUAGUGCUGAUGAAUGUUAUAGACAAAAUAGUAAAGGUGCUCGAGAUGGAAAUUGUGGCUACAACAAAUUAAACCAAGUUUAUUCAAAAUGUCAAAACGAACAUGUACUUUGCGGAAUGCUUCAUUGCGUACAUUUAAAUGAAAGAUUAGAAUUCGGUAUGGAAUCAGUUGCAAUUUUAUCGCAAAGUUACAUCAAUAUUAACGGUUCGAUCGUGCCGUGUAGAACGGCUUUGGUCGAUCUUGGCUUAAACCAAAUCGAUCCGGGUUUAGCACCCGAUGGGGCAAAAUGCGGCGAUGGAAAAAUGUGUGUAAACCAAAAAUGCUUACCUGUAGCAAAUUUACGAGCUCAAGGAAAAACUUGUCCGAACGAUUGUAACGGAAACGGCGUCUGCAACAAUUUGGGUCAUUGUCAUUGUAAAGACGGAUUUGCCCCACCUUAUUGCGAUUAUCCCGGCGUUGGUGGUUCCGAAGAUAGUGGACCAGCAUCAGAUCCUAACGCCCAAACGAUGUUUGUGAAAGUGGUCUACAUCAUUUUCUUAGUUAUCGUCCCAAUUCUAGCGUUAAUAGCGUUCCUGGCGUAUUACACCAGACACAAUUUGAAGUUUACCUGGUCGAAAACACCCUCAAUGAGCAACAAACCAGUCGUGAAACCUCGAACGCCGCCGUAUCAACAAAAAACGCCAAAACGGUCCACAGAAGACAACCACUCCCUUUUAACGGAAGAACCUUUGAAAAACGACUUUUUCGGUCAUUUCAACGGGUUUACGAUUUCGCCAAAGAAAACGGAACCCAUUCGACCAGCUCCUCCUGUACCUGCAACCCCGGUAGCACCACCAUUUAAAAGCCCAAGCUUCAACAGAACGAGCAACGUGAAUAAACCAAUUGCGCACAUCGUUCCUCAUAAACCAAUUAAUACCACCGCUCCAAAUUCACUUACAACAGCCGUUGAUGUCAUUAACGCAACUACAAUAGCUCCAGCUUUACCACCAUUAAACCCAGGGUCGAAUCCACGACCGAUAAUCUCUUCGCCGAUAUUAGAAAAUUCAACUUGUACGGCGAAAGAAUUAAUAUCCCCGUUGAAAAAUGCAGCGCCCAAAUUGCCUUCGAGACCGGCACCGGAAGCGCCACCACCGAUAAAAGAACGACCUUUAUCGGCUGAUGUAACACCUGUAGUUACGUUUGCGGAUGAGAAGAAGGUGUUAAAUGGUAAUGCUUUGAACCGAAUCGCUUCGUUUUUGUCGAAACAAACCGAUAAGAAGCCCGUUAUUAUAAAUAACACAAAUUCUUUGCCGAGGAACAAAAAAAUCGAUAAAUCAACAUUGAGGACGUUGGAAAUUUCGAAUCCAAUCCCACAAAGUGAGAUUAAAGCGGAAAAUGCUCUCCCCGCUGGGGAAAACAGCAAAGCUGUUGUUAUGCGAGCACAAAGUAUGCGCCAAACAAAUUCGACCCGACCGGCCAUUCCAACUUUUGGUUCGAUGCGACAAACUAAUGGAUUUAAACGCCCUGUUAGUAUUCCAUCGGGAAAUAGACCAAAAAGUCCACCACCCCCAAGACCCCCAGUGCCAGAUUUAGACGACAAAAAUAAGAAUUUCAUUAAAAUCCCCGGAUUACCAGGUUACCAAGAACCUUGUACCGACAAAAAAGCGAAUCAAUAUGACGAUUGUUUAAACGAAGCUAAAAACAAAUCGCCUUCAAACGACAAUAUUUACGCAGUAAUCGAAGAAUCACCAACAAACACGAGUUGCGUUACUUCACCAGAGUCGAAGAAAAGCUUGGGGAUUCCAAGCAAUUCGGGAUCGAAUGAAAGUUUUGGGUUAUUAGGUGAAAUAGUUUCUGAAAUACAAAAUCGCAACUUUGAUUCUAUUUAUUCCACUUCGACUUUGGCAAGGAAGAAAAAAGAGCAAGAAGAAAUUGAUAAACUUAGCAAAAAAGAUGAUACUUAUGUAAAUACGUCAUCUAUAUACGCUAAAUCCCCAGAAAGCGUUUAUAGUAAUAUGAACAAUAUAAAAUCGUGUGAUAGUACUAGUUCUAGUGGCUACAUUCAUCCAUCAGCAAUAAAUACGCCUAAGAUUGAAAAGAAGCUUGAAACAAAAAUUGAGCCAAAAAUCGAAACAAAACCACCAAUGAGUACAUUUAAAGGCGAUGUAAAAGAAGAGGAAACAAAAACAAAACCAACAACCACAAAAACUAGAUUAGAUCGACAACCAACUCCCCCAAAUUUACGAACAAGAAAACCAUCACCAACAAGACCACCAAGUAGUCAAAGCAUUAAUAAAAAUACAAUAAAAUCAACUACACCAAAACCAACCUCGAAUAGUCCAGAUUUAGUGACUAGUUGUUCAAAUAAAAAGCCAUUGGGAACGAAACCACCAGAUGUUUUAAAUAAUAGUGUUAAAAAGCCGGCGACGAUUCCCAUAAAACCCAACCUCGUAUCUAAAGGUGUAUCAAAAGUGAAUAAAACGGUUAGUUUAAAGACUGACGUUAAACCCGAAACAAAAUCGGUACCUAAAGUAACAAAAACUAAUUCGGAAUCAAUAAAAUCGAUGCCCACCGGUGCGAGAUUGGCGGCGAAACAACAAUCGACGGUGGCUUCGUUGCAGCAAAAGUUUGAAAAUAAACCACCUAUAAGUGCUAAAACGGUAGCUUCUAAGAGUAAAUAAAAAAAAUCUUUGUAAAUAUCUAUUGUUUAAAUUUAAGGCUAUUUAUGAACUGAAAGUAUAACAAAAGUUUUUUUUCUUAAAAAGCUUUUGAUCUACUGUGUAGAUGAGAAUUUAUCAAAAAAAAUCGAUAUAACUUAUACACGUCCUAGUCUCUAAGUUAUUUUUUCAAAGUAUUUGCGUUGGCUGCUGCCCUCUUUUUACAAUCAGACAAUCACAUCUGAAUAUUUUGUACGUGACUACUAUGUAAGUUAGACGAAACGAAGGAAAAAGAGGAAAAACGAUUAACUCUUUUCGUUUAAUUUUCAUUUCUUUGUACAUAUAUACCAAAGAGCGUAAAUUUAUUAUUGACUAUAUUAGCGCCGUGUUUAUAUAGAAUUGCGUUCCUUCGACAUAUUAUUUAUAAGCGCGAUCUUAGUUGUUGUAAGACUCUCUCAUAACUUAGCCCGUUUUUUUUUAGUAAAGAUGAUUGGACCCUUUUGUAAAUAAUAUAAAAGUGCAUUUAUUAUUGUCGAUAAUAA